ACAUACGCACUAGUAUCCGACUCUCCGAAGGAACCAGGCGAGGAGAAGAAGAGGGAAGAAGAAGAAGAAGAAGAAGAAGAAGAGGAAGAACCACAGAAGCGGGGGCAUCUACCCUUUUUGUGAAGAUGCGCAGCGCGUCGGAUCAGUCGGCUGCGCGAGGGAAGUGAGGGACUUCUCUACAAUACUUUUCCUGAAGGAGAGAAAGCAGGAGGGAGGACGCGCUUCUUCUUCUCUCUCUCUCUCUCUCUCUCUCUCUCUCUCUCCCUCCCUCCCUCCCUCCCUCCCUCCGCCGUACGAGACGUCAACAGAAUCAGCCUCGGUCCACAAGGCGGGCGCCUCUUGAGCCGGAGCCCAAGCCCCCGGCUCGUGGUUCCAUGUCCCCGGGCCCCUGCGCAGGGCAGCGAGGGAUGCCAGGAUGCCCCCUCUGAUCCCCCAUCUGCUGCUCAUCUGGCUGAGCGUCCAGCGGCUGGCGUGGUGCACGGAGCGCGCCUCCACGCGGGAGCGCGCCUCCACGCGGGAGCGCUUCAAGGUGGUGAUCGCGCCCCUCAUCUGCAAGCGGAUCUGCCUGAAGGGCCACUGCCGGGAUACGUGCGAGCAGGGCAACAACACCACGCUGAUCGCCGAGAACGGCCAGGCGGCCGACACGCUCAUCGGACAGGGCUUCAGGGUCGUUGUGUGUCCCCUGACAUGUAUGAACGGAGGAGUAUGCAGCUCGAGGAAACACUGCCUCUGCCCGCCUGGCUUCACUGGUCGGCUCUGCCAGUUUCCACUCCAGCAGACGCAGCAGGCUCAGGCAGCGCGGGGCAACAAGCAGCCCGUCUACCCUGUUUCCCUGAAGCCAGAUGGCCACAAACUAGUGGAGCAAUCAGGCAUAGGGCGUACCCAGUUGACACAAACACACAGAGUGUUCACCCUGCCUCUGUCACAAGUAGGGCACCACUCAUCUGAAGUGCAGAUUAAUUUACGCGUUCACCACACGCCGGACACCUCUGUAGUCAUUCAGCCUCUCGACGAAUCGGAUCUCAAGCCUCCUCACAAGACAGGGCCACGCCUGUUCCCCACGAGGCACAAACCGAAGGGGCGCUGCUUCCAGGAGACCACACCCAAACAGGCCUGCAACAGCACCCCACUUCCUGUUUUGACCAACCAGGAAGAUUGCUGCGGCAGUGUGGGGAAUUCAUGGGGACAAAACAAGUGUUAUCAGUGCCCCAAACUACCAAAUGCAUCAGUCAAACAAACCAUUGUGGAAGACUAUGGCUCCACCUGUCCACAAGGCUAUAAAAGGUUCAACAGCACUCACUGUCAAGAUAUCAAUGAGUGCUCUAUGCAGGGUGUGUGUCAGAACGGAGACUGUCUGAACACACUGGGCAGCUUCAAAUGCUCCUGCAAAGCCGGUUUGGUGCUGGACAGGCAUCGGUGUGUUGAGUCUCCAGCUGAGCAGGCCCAGUGCUUCCUGAUCGCGUCCGAGGCCAGGGGCUGCGAGCACGCGCUGCCGACCCACCUCACCCAGGAGAUGUGCUGCUGCACGGUGGGCAAAGCCUGGGGCCAUAACUGUGAAAGAUGUCCUCAGGUGGGCACAGUGGCCUUCAGUAAGAUCUGCCCUGCUGGGAAAGGCUACUUUCUCCAGAACAUUAGAGAGACCGUGGCCUUCCCUCCCAUCAUCUUCCCCCGCAAGCCGGACAAGGAGGAGCCGAUGCGACCGGAGAGGCCGCCAGAGACGACGACCAGCGUGCAGGCUCCUACCAGCACCAGCGGUCCUCGUGUGCCUGUUGUUAAACCCACCCCUCCGACUAUCAUCCGAAUGACCCCAGACAAUGACCCCUUCGAAACACAGACUAAAGUCUUGCCAGAGACAGAUGAAUGUAGGCUGAGCAGUAACAUUUGUGGUCAUGGAGAGUGUGAGAACAGCCUGAACGGCCACAUCUGUCACUGUCACCCCGGCUACCAUCUCAACCCGCAGAGGAACAUCUGUGAGGACGACAAUGAAUGCGAGUCAGAGCCGUGCGGCCACGGGAGGGGCCUCUGCGUCAACAUAGAGGGAAGCUACAAAUGCCUCUGUCGUCAGGGCUAUAAACACAUGGUGCAGCACGGGAGACUUAAGUGCAUAGAUGUGAACGAGUGCUCCAAGCAAGACAUCUGUGGAGUCGGAGGCCAGUGUGUGAACCUGCCCGGCUCCUAUAAAUGCGAAUGUCACAGCGGUUUUAGGAGCAAGUCGCACCGUCAUCCAGCCUGUGAAGACAUAAACGAGUGUUUGAAUCCCGACACGUGUCCCACUGAGCAGUGUGAGAACACCCCAGGCUCCUAUGAGUGUGUUUCUUGCUUGCCUGGCCAUGAGGCUCGUGCCGGAACCUGCUAUGACAUUAAUGAGUGUCAGAAACCUGGCAUCUGUCCUAACGGUCGCUGUGAGAACCUCCCUGGUACGUACCGUUGCCUGUGCAACGAGGGCUUCCUUCCAUCUGCAGACAGCAAAGUGUGCAGUGACAUUGACGAGUGUGAGGAUGUCAGGCUGUGUGCUUAUGGCCUCUGCAUCAAUACAGAGGGCUCCUUCCAGUGUCAAUGUUACCCGGGAUACCAGCGCACGCAGGAAGGCAGCCACUGUGAAGAUAUCAACGAGUGUGAGAGGCCAUCAAACUGCCAGAGGGGCCACUGUAUCAACAGCAUGGGCUCAUAUCACUGUGAGUGCCAGAAAGGCUACACGCUGGUCGGAGGCAGGCGAUGCCAAGACAUAGACGAAUGUGCUGCAGACAGAAGUCUCUGCCAGCCAUACGGCUCCUGUGAGAACAGACCGGGGUCGUAUUUGUGUGUCUGCAAUCACGGUUACAUCCUCUCGGAGGACAAACACAGCUGUGAGGCGGUUCGAGUGGUGACCGACGAGAAGAAGGAGUGUUACCUGAACCUCGAUGACACUGUGUUCUGCGACAGCGUCCUGGCCACCAACGUCACCAAGCAGGAGUGCUGCUGCUCCAUUGGGGUGGGAUGGGGCGACCACUGUGAGAUCUAUCCCUGCCCCGUCUCCCAUUCAUCCGAGUUCCACUUCCUGUGUCCAAACGGGCAAGGACUCUACUUUGACGAAGGACUCCAGUACAGCCUGCCUGCCUUCCAUGAUAUCGACGAGUGUUCUCUGUUUGCUGAUGAAAUCUGUAAGAAGGGCCGCUGUGAGAACACACUGCCGGGCUACGAGUGCUACUGUCAACAGGGCUUCUACUAUGACGGCAACCUCCUUGAGUGUAUUGAUGUGAACGAAUGCCACGACGAAUCUCUGUGUACUAACGGUCAGUGCGUCAACACCGAAGGAUCCUUCUACUGCAACUGCAAGCGGCCCUGGACUCCAGACUCCUACAAGAAGAAGUGUGUGAUGGCGAUAGUGGCAGAUGUGAAUGAGUGUGAGGACCCAGCCAACUGUAAGAACGGCCAUUGUGUGGACACGCCAGGGUCAUACUACUGCAUCUGCUCUCCACCCUGGACCCUGGCCACCGACCGCAACAGCUGUAUUACUCCCGAGGAACAAGCUGAUGUGAAUGAGUGCCAGGACCCCUCGUACUGUAAGAAUGGGAGGUGUGAGAACACGCCCGGCUCCUUUCACUGUUUUUGCGACCCUCCCCUCACCUUCAGUGCAGCGCUGAAACAGUGCGUCUAUGACGAUCGCACUGCAGCCCACAAGGACGUGUGUUUCCUGCAGGUCGACGAAGGCCUGAUCUGCAGCGAGCCGAGAAACGGCCUGGUAGUGACCUACUCAGAGUGCUGCUGCCACUACGGCCGUGGAUGGGGGCCCGAGUGUAACACGUGUCCACCCAGGAACUCGGAGAUGUUUAGUCGUCUGUGCGAGAUGCAUCUGGAGACUGAGUCUGAUGGGGAGCAGGAUUUCCUGGCAGCCUUCGCCAACUACAACCCAGGUGACAGCUCAGAGGAGGAUUCAGAUGAAUGUAGCUGUGCAAAUGGCCGCUGUGUCCGCUCCUACCUGGGUACCAUGUGUGAAUGUAACACAGGCUUUAGGCUGGACCACUCCCGCACCCGCUGUAUAGACAUUGAUGAGUGUGCAGAACCGGCAGCUCGUGUCAGUCCUUGCAAGAACGCCCGUUGUGUGAACACUGCCGGCUCAUACAAGUGCUUCUGCAAACACGGCUUUGUGGCCACACGCAGGCCAAACAUAUGCAUCCGUCGCAGAACUCGGUAACCUCAGCGUGUCACUCUGUUUUUCCUGUCCAAAGUAUGCGACACACACAGUUACCCCACACACCCUGUACACACACUUCCAUCUCUCAGUACAAACAUGGGACUGAGUGUACGCAGUGAACCUGAAAAAACAUGCUCUCACCCGGAGCCUAAUCAUAGGAAUGGCUCAUGUGAUAGAACACAACAUAUCAUUGUCGGAUACUUUUUCACCCCCCAUUUCACAUUUAAAGAAAUAAUCAGUGCAGACAAAUAAUUGUUUGUUUGUUAUUUUGUAAUUAUUGUUUUUUUUAACUGUAUUUGUUAAGUAUGAAUUGUGCAUUUUUGUGAUUUUGAUCUCCUUAUUGCAUUGAUCUUUCAACCCUUUCUUCUGAUGUUAAGCCCUCUUGUUUUAUUAAGGAAAUAUUUUUAAUAUCAGGUUUUCUACUGCAGCCCAUUUAAUAUUUGUGUACUAUAGAAAUGCCGCAAGAACUUUUAAAUAUUAUGGUAUUACCCUUUACAUUCCCACAAGUCCACUAAAUAUUUAAACCUAAACUGAUGUCCUCCGAUUUGUAUUUUUUAACCACACACUGUUGAUUUUGUGUUACUGUACAGUUUGUCUGGUGGAUAAGCAGUUUCUGUAAGAAUGGUCACUGCCCUACUCCUGUUUAUUUGUUGAUGUUGUCAUUAAUAUGAGAAAACUGAAGUUUUUGUAUAAUUUGACCUGCUAUUUUAAGAUGGAAAAAAGGUCAUGCACUUAGCAAUAAAUACAGUGGGAUAUAUUUGCUUAUUCCAGAAAUCCAAGAAAGUUUGACACCUAAUUGACAUAAUCGCUGCCUCAAAGUAUUUAGAAAACCAAAGACGCUGUUUAGAUGAGGAGAAUUUAAUAAAACAAAAAUGUCAACCAGU
Molecule: messenger RNA, 5058 nt
Organism: Scophthalmus maximus (turbot)
Lineage: Eukaryota; Metazoa; Chordata; Actinopteri; Pleuronectiformes; Scophthalmidae
Gene: ltbp3
Product: latent transforming growth factor beta binding protein 3
Exons: 29
Coding region: 416-4174 (1252 amino acids)
Molecular function (GO): calcium ion binding
Source: RefSeq, a predicted model, not a curated record